This is a messenger RNA of Cyprinus carpio (common carp), 751 nucleotides long. It is a transcript of the gene grifin, whose product is annotated as galectin-related inter-fiber protein. The record is from RefSeq and is a predicted model, not a curated record. NCBI's taxonomy places the organism in Eukaryota, Metazoa, Chordata, Actinopteri, Cypriniformes, Cyprinidae. Gene Ontology annotation, molecular function: carbohydrate binding.
GCCUAGAUCUUGCUAAGCUCACCCUCACGUGGUGUUGCACUCUCUUUAAAUGACCCCUCACUGCCAAAACACAUCCAGCUGGAAGCUGAUCAAUAGACAGCCCUGACAACAAGAUGGCAUUAAGGUUUGAGGCAUCCUGUCCUGAUGGCCUAUGUCCAGGAUGGAGUGUCAUCCUGAAAGGAGAGACCCCAGCAGAAGCCAGCAAGUUUGAGAUCAAUUUCCUGUGUGACCACGAUGACAGAAUAGCCUUCCAUUUCAACCCACGCUUCACUGAGUCAGAUAUCAUCUGCAACUCCUACAUGGCCAACCACUGGGGGCAGGAGGAGAGGUGCAGCAGCUUCCCCCUUGGGAUAGAAGAGCCUUUCCAGAUUGAAAUUUACUCUGACAAUGAUAACUUCCAUGUUUACAUUGACGAAACCAAGGUGAUGCAGUAUAAACACCGUGUGGAAGACCUGAAGACCGUCACGAAAGUACAAGUGGUCAAUGACGUCAAUAUCUCCUCUUUAGAGAUCACCAAAAAGCAUUUUUAAGUGGUGGGCAAAAGGCUAAACAGAUGAUUCAUUUGGAGUGAGCCUUGUGUUUGUUUAUGGUGGGUUAUUGUUUUUGCAUUUCUGUUUACACACCUUUCAAUACUCAUAAUUAUCCUCUUGGGUUAAUUAUCCUCUGUAAAGGUGUGAUUAUUGGCAUUGACAUGCCUUACCUAAACUUCAUAUUCAUAUGAAUUUGUGAAUAAAUGGAAGGUUUGAAAAUA